AUGAGGGAGGGCAACGGACAGGAUGCAGUGGAAGAGGUUGCUGAGAGGAGCGAACGGUGGCUGAAUGCUGGAUGGGACCGAAGCGGAAUAGAGCGGUGGCUGAUCCCAGAUAAAGGAGAUGAAAGUGGCAACAUGCAAUGCGAGUUCAAUGAUCAAAUCAGCUAA
Molecule: messenger RNA, 165 nt
Organism: Echinococcus granulosus
Lineage: Eukaryota; Metazoa; Platyhelminthes; Cestoda; Cyclophyllidea; Taeniidae
Exons: 2
Coding region: 1-165 (54 amino acids)
Source: RefSeq, a predicted model, not a curated record